UUGAAAGAUCAGGGCAACAAGGCACUGAGUGCAGGGAAGAUCGACGAGGCCAUACGCUGCUACACUGAAGCGUUGGCCCUCGAUCCCUCAAACCAUGUCCUCUUCAGCAACCGCUCGGCUGCCCAUGCCAAGAAGGGCAACUACGAGAGCGCUCUGGAGGACGCCUGUCAGACCAUCAAGAUUAAACCUGACUGGGGAAAGGUGAGACGACAGCACAUAGAGGGUGGCUUAUAUUUGCACUAGCUAUUGUCAAAAGUGACACGCCUCAUCACCAUGAUUUGUGCUUGCACAGGGCUACUCAAGGAAAGCGGCAGCCCAGGAGUUCCUUGGACGGUUUGAGGAUGCCAAAUUGACGUACCAAGAGGGAUUCAGACAAGAGCCCACUAAUCAGCAGCUCAAGGAGGGGCUGCAGAACAUAGAAGCCCGGCUGGCAGGUAGAAACAUUUGAACCUGUCACACAUGAUUAUAAACAAAACACAAUGGGAUUUUGUUUGCUCAUCAUGCUUUGUUUUGCCUGUGUUGUGAAUGUCACCUCCUCUUGCCUCACCAGAAAAAAAGAUGAUGAACCCAUUUUCCAUGCCCAACAUGUUUGAGAAGCUGGAGAGUGACUCUCGAACCCAUGCCCUGAUGAAAGAUCCAGAGUACAGAGCGCUUCUGGAGCAGCUCCGGGACAAACCGUCUAUGCUUGGCUCGUGAGUAUGUUUCUGUGGAUGCCACUUGUCUUGUUGCACAGCACCUGUACAUUUAGAAAUAUACUGUAUUUUUUCAUGCUUUCAGUUUUCAGGCCCCUUCCAAAUGCAAAAUAAAUUAAACACCAAGAUCAUCUUGUCUGACUGUAGAAAUAAGUACCAGAACACAAAAUUCCUUUGUAGCUCCUGUAGAUUUCCUGUGAUCUAAUUCAAGUACACUCUUUAUCUCGGUCCCUCUACCUGUAUCCAUCUACCUGUAGGAAGCUCCAGGAUCCUAGAGUAAUGACUACCCUGUCGGUCCUGCUGGGGUUAGACUUGGCUGGCAUGGAUGAUGAGGAAGAGCCCACUCCACCCCCACCUCCCAAACCCAAAGAGACUCAGCCACCCCCUCCCAAGGAGGAAGACUUACCUGAGAACAAGAGACAGGUAAAUAGAUUGCAUUAUAAGUAAUUAUAUAGUCCUUCACAGUCUUGGACAAUGGUAAUUUGUGCAUGCGUCUCCUCUCAGCACCCAGACCGAUUUGCUGGAUUUAUUGCCCUCUCAGCAUGGUCUUUUAACAGCUUAAAUGUCACUUGUGCUUCCAUAGGCUCUGAAGGAGAAGGAACUGGGCAACGAGGCAUACAAGAAGAAAGACUUUGCCACUGCACUGAAACAUUAUGAAGAAGCCCUCAAGCACGACCCAACCAACAUGACAUAUCUUUCUAACCAAGCAGGUAUAGAAUCAUCACUGUGUACAGACACACACACACAUAGACAAAUAAUAUUGUGUAGAACAGAGUCUGGUGCACUCUGUGUGGAUAGGCCACUGGGAGAAAACGGAUACCGGACUGCGCUCUGGUCAAAGAGUGAUGAGACACAGAAGCCCAGUCUAGGAGUUUAAUGAUGAAACAUGUGGUCUGUGUACAGAGGGAAAGAGGAUAAAAGAAAUAGAAAAUUACUACAAUGUAAAUCCAAUAAACAAUAUUACAUUAAACAGUAAUGUCAGCAAUCUCUAUACACAAUUUACAAUAAGAGAAUUAACACAACAUAAUUACUCAAGAGAAUUAACAUUAGUUACACCAACUGGUAGGCUAAUUACAUAAUUGUACAAAAUGGUAAGAGAACUGGUGAAGAAAGUUACCCCUCUACAUACACAUUUCUUGUAUUUACAUAUAACAAUAGCAACAGGAAUAUUAUAAAAGUGAAAUAAGUGUUUGUUCUGACUUACAUUUUAGUCAAAAACGAACAAAUAUCCCUGAAAAUGAAAACGGUAUGAUCUCCAUGAAAGCCAAAGGAACUGAGAAAUAAGUUAGUUUUUUAUACUAACAAGUGGUUGCCAUGGUGAAUAAUCCAAUCAUAAUUGGUAGGACACAUGAAAGGAAACAGCAGUGUUUACUGGGAUCUCUAAAUGAAAAUACUGGCAGAUCAAUAAAAUGUCCUUGUAGAUCAAAUUAAAUUUAGAGGAUUCUAAAUUAAUAUCUAAGGGGCUUUCUAGAAUCUUCCGAACUCUCUCAAGGUGCCCUGUUGGACUCCCAUUUACAGUUGUCUUAAAUAUGCUAUUAGGAGAGGUGUUAAUAUUUGAUGAGUUAAACUUGUAGUGUUCUGCCAUUUAACGAACUGCCAACAGUUGUAUUUAUCUCUGUAGUCUGUAUAUGAAAAAAUAAUCAUAUAAUGUUUUAUCCAUGAUAGAACUAAUUAGCUGUGGGAUUAAUUGGCUUGAUCAGAAUUGUAUGCGAUUAACUGAGUGAAUAUCUCUACCCCCUAAUCCUGGGUACAAUUUUCUAUUUCCAUACGAUCAAGGGCAGAUAAAACAGCAUAACAUUUGAUCAUUUUAUGUGGGUCCUCGGCAAGUAAUUUUACAGAAUAGAUUUGUCCUGCUUAUAAGAAUAAUUAUUGUCAAAAGGAUCUAGAAUCUACUCAAUCCCUCUCCAAGUGAUAAGACCUCCAUGGUAGGAAAAGCAUUAUCUCCCCAGGAAGAGUAGAUGCUGCUAUAGCAGUAGCUUAUUGGGAUCCUAAUAAUAAAAUACUAUCUCAGCUUACCAUCAUGCAGACAAUAUAAUAUGAUUUUUAUAUGCAUGGUUUUUAUGAUCUGUAAAAUCUGAUUGAUGGAUAAUGGGUGGUUUCUAAGGUGUCUGUCUUUUUCCGUGUUCCCAUCCCAGCUGUGUUCUUUGAGAAGGCUGAGUAUGAGACGUGCAGGGAGCUGUGUGACAAGGCCAUCGAGGUAGGCAGAGAGAACCGGGAGGACUACAGACACAUUGCCAAGUGAGUUCCUUGUCAAAUCACUGAAAACAAUUACACAUGUGGGUAUAAACUGCUGGGAGUCUGAAGGGGACAAUUGCAUACGGUGCGUCCAUCAAGGGAUGAGGAGAGAUUAGGUCUCCUGAACAAGCAGCCAAUUAAGUCUUUGUAUUCACCAUUGCCAGGUCACAUUUGGGUAAUGGUUGGCUCUGCUACAAACUGGGGAAAUUGAAUGUCAGAGCAUGUCAUUCAGGUUUCUAAUUUUAAGUGCAUUCUCUCUCUGUCUGUCUCUCUCUCAGGGCCUUGUCUAGGAUUGGCAACUCGUACUUCAAGCAGGAGAAAUACAAAGAAGCAGUCCAGUUUUACAACAAGAGUCUGACAGAGCAUCGCACUCCUGAUGUCCUUAAGAAGUGCCAGCAGGUACAGAGUGUUGACCCUAUUGAAUGAGGGCUGUCAGGGUAGAUUAUGCUGGGUUCGAUAACGACUCUUUAACCAAUCUGUUUAAUCACUGUCCCUUCACUGUGUCUGCAGGCAGAGAAGGUACUGAAGGAGCAGGAGAAGCUGGCCUACAUCAACCCAGAGCAGGCCUUGGAAGAGAAGAACAAGGGCAACGAGUCCUUCCAGAAAGGUGUGUGUCUGUAAAAUGGAGGAUCUACAAUGGUUGAAAGUAUUAAUUGUUAUGUGUCAUGCCUAUUUGUGCUCUUAGUGGUACGGUUUCUCUAGUUGUUUGCAUACCGUUUUAGAUUCUGCUAGUGUCAGGAUAUCUGACAUGCUUGUGUUUAUCCUCUCUGUUCUUCAGGAGACUAUCCUUCAGCCAUGAGACAUUACUCUGAGGCCAUCAAGAGGAACCCCAAUGACGCCAAGCUCUUCAGCAACAGAGCUGCCUGCUACACGAAGCUACUGGAGUUCCAGCUUGCCCUAAAGGUACAACACACCUCACUACUGUGGUACCAUGCAUGUACAUGAGCUUCAUCCAUAUUACUAACUAAUAAACACCAACGUGAUGAUAUCCACUGUAGUACUUUAUCAGUCAAAAAGGACUAGGAUGUUUUCUGAUUUUCUUUCUCUUUUAGGAUUGCGAGGACUGUAUCAAACUUGAUCCUACCUUCAGUACGUAUUGACCUUUAAAUUUGUAUUUUACUCAAGCUCUUGUUAGUCCACCAUUUUUAAUUAAUUUAGCACAUACAGGCCUCCUAGCUUUUCUAAUAGCAGGCGUAUUUACUUUUUGCUACUACUUGAUUUCGGGCAUCACAAGACUGAUGAUGGAAUGCAUCUUGAAAACGUUAACGCUGACAUGUGCAAUUGUUUGAACUGUAUCAAACCUGGGCCCUUUAAAAGCAUAGAUCUCACCUCAUUUAAUUUCUCUCUCCACAGUAAAGGGAUACACACGCAAGGCAGCCGCUUUGGAAGCCAUGAAAGAUUUCUCUAAAGCGAUGGUCGUCUACGAGAAGGCUCUGGAGCUUGACUCUACUUCCAAGGUACAGUAUGACAGAUUUACAUUGGAGCACUAGCAGGAUCUCCUUUACCAACCCAACUCUAAAAGAAAUUGAAAGAUAUGUUUAUUUUGUAUGCGGUUUCUAUUAAAUAUUAAGCCAUGGCUUAUGGUUCUUCUACCUUGUUUUGUUGGUGUCAUUGAGCGGACUGAGGCUAACAGUUUAAACCAUCUGACUCUGUUCCGGGUGCAGGAGGCCACAGAGGGUAUCCAGCGCUGCAUGAUGAGCCAGCAUGUGAGGAACGACGACAGUCCAGAGGACGUGAAGAGGAGGGCCAUGGCUGACCCGGAGGUGCAGCAGAUCAUGAGUGACCCAGCCAUGCGCAUGAUCCUGGAGCAGAUGCAGAAGGACCCACAGGCACUCAGCGAGUAAGCAGGCCAGAUCUGUGCAGCUACACACAUUUCACACACUCGCUAUCUACAUAGUAUACAACACAUGCAGCGUAAUCACACUGUAAUUGGCCAAAUGAGCUUGAAAUUGAGUUAAUUGGUUCUCUCUUUCUCCCUGGACCCUCUCAGUCACCUUAAGAAUCCAGGCAUUGCUCAGAAGAUCCAGAAACUGAUAGAUGUGGGACUGAUAGCCAUCCGAUGA
This is a messenger RNA of Coregonus sp. 'balchen', 4990 nucleotides long. The record is from the annotation of a GenBank genome assembly. NCBI's taxonomy places the organism in Eukaryota, Metazoa, Chordata, Actinopteri, Salmoniformes, Salmonidae.